Molecule: messenger RNA, 735 nt
Organism: Chrysoperla carnea
Lineage: Eukaryota; Metazoa; Arthropoda; Insecta; Neuroptera; Chrysopidae
Product: coiled-coil domain-containing protein 115-like
Exons: 1
Coding region: 72-578 (168 amino acids)
Biological process (GO): vacuolar proton-transporting V-type ATPase complex assembly
Cellular component (GO): extrinsic component of endoplasmic reticulum membrane
Source: RefSeq, a predicted model, not a curated record
UUUAAUGUCAAAAGAAACCUUGACAAACAGAAAAUCAAAAUUUGACAAGUAGCUGUAAAAUAAACAUUAAAAUGUCUUUGGAAGAAAUAAAUAACACAAUUGAUAAUUUGGCCUUAGAUUAUUUAACUUUACUUGAACAAAACAUCCAAGAAAAUGUCAGUUUAGAACAAUCCAUAAAAGAUGGUAAUUAUCAUUUAGUAAAAGCAAGAUACAUCAUGGGUCAUCGAAAUGUUUCAUCACUCCAAUUACCUAAUGAAGAUAGUCCAGAUUUUAAAGCAAUGGUUAAAAUUACAGAAAAUGAAGUAGAAAAUAGUUUAGACGAUAAAUUUGAUCUUGAAAUAAAAAAUAAUACAACAAAUAACGGCGGUGAAGGUGAUAAUGAAGAUGUUGACAUUGUAAAUCCAGUUAAAUGGUUUGGAGUACUUGUACCACAAGAUUUAAAACAUGCUCAGUCUAAAUUCCAACAUGCGAGUCAUCAUGUGAAAAAUUGUGCAAAUAUUCAGUCGAAAAUUGAUGAUAUAAGUGAUAAAUUACUCUUUUUAUUGAAUGUUAAGGAUAGCGUUAACACUGAAGCAUAACUUGAGUCCUAAUUAUCAUGAACCCAUAAUCCUUUAGAUCAUUUACCUUAGUUCGAGGCAUUGAUGUCGCAGACAUUCUGGUUUGGCUGUUAAGAUAUUUGUCAUGUCCUUAAAGUACCGAAUGGAAAAUAAAAAAAUAGUGUUGUAAAUAUUUUGA